AUGUUGCCCGCCAAGGUUGAUCCAAGUUCGAUGCCUAUUCUUUCACCAUUCUCGCUGUAUUACAACCUUCAAAUCACAAAUCUUGUUGGUGUUAACCAUCUCGUCACUCAUAUGGUUUUCGAGAUCCCACCAAAAAUGCUCAAUGAGGUUGAGAUCUGGGCUCUGAGCUGGUAUGUAGUCCAAUCCCUACGCGAAAUGGCUAUCUUUCCGCCAUCUCGAAUAAGAGCUGAAAAUCAAAAGUCCCUAAAACCACCGGUCCAGGAAUAG
Molecule: messenger RNA, 267 nt
Organism: Phycomyces blakesleeanus NRRL 1555(-)
Lineage: Eukaryota; Fungi; Mucoromycota; Mucoromycetes; Mucorales; Phycomycetaceae
Exons: 2
Coding region: 1-267 (88 amino acids)
Source: RefSeq, a predicted model, not a curated record